This is a messenger RNA of Harpegnathos saltator (Jerdon's jumping ant), 2752 nucleotides long. RefSeq names its product ABC transporter expressed in trachea (gene Atet). The transcript is spliced from 12 exons. The coding region runs from base 530 to 2752 and encodes 740 amino acids. Gene Ontology annotation, biological process: transmembrane transport. Gene Ontology annotation, cellular component: plasma membrane. Lineage: Eukaryota; Metazoa; Arthropoda; Insecta; Hymenoptera; Formicidae. Gene Ontology annotation, molecular function: ATP binding; ATP hydrolysis activity; ABC-type transporter activity. The record is from RefSeq and is a predicted model, not a curated record.
CAGCUGGGUGGCGGAUCACCGUCACCACCUCCGUCCCUGGACUCCGUCGCUCUCGAGCUCGGCUCAUUUCGUCGGUGGCAAGGAGUGGAGGUGCACAGAGAACUCGACAGCUGAUCGCGGUCGGUGGUGCGGUGCGUCGUAUGCGAUUGACGCUCUCUUUCUCUCUCUCCCGUCAGUCGCAGUACACGUUGCGGUCCCGUUCGGUGCGUACACGAUAGCAGGUUCAAGAUUCUGGUGCGUGCACGCGUUCGCGAUCGACCGCCCCUGUCGACGACGGCAGUCGAUAGCCCGGGGUGGAAUCGCGACUUCAGCGUGGCUUGCUGCCUCGAUUCAGUGCGAACGCCAGUGUGGUUUGUGAUAUCGCCUCGUCACAGCCCAGGGAAGGACCUUUGCCAGUGGGUGCGUCGUCGUGCGACGCUUUGACAGGUCCGAGUGCUUGACAGAUCGAAGAUGCGGAACGUCAUAGUCGUGGUAUGAGUUCGGACGUCGCGGCAGCAGCUGAGCCCACUUUCGUCCGAGGCACCACUGGAUGAUGGCUGAUCUCAAGAAUCUCGCUCUGGGCGGUGGCGGAGCUUCCAGAUACAGCGGCGAUGAACAAGUGCAAUUCAUCCCAGGCGGGAGUCACCAGGUGACGAUCAGAUCACCCCCUCCCUCCUUACACUUGGAGAGUCUCAACAAUGCGGUCCACGGCGGCUCGCAGAACAAUCUCCACUGCAGUUGCAACGGCACUACGUCGAACGGUGCUGCAGCGACGGUGUGCACCGGCGGGGUCCUGGCCAGAAAAGUGCCGAACCACAGCGGCGCUAGUCCCGGACAAGGCAACAAAAGGCCGGCGGUAUCGCUGACGCAUCUUCCAAAGAGGCCACCGGUCGACGUGGAGUUCAAGGACCUGGCCUACAGCGUGUCCGAAGGCAGGAAGAGGGGAUACAAAACUAUCCUAAAAUGUGUAAACGGGAAAUUCCGAUCUGGAGAGCUAACGGCCAUCAUGGGACCGUCCGGCGCCGGGAAGAGCACGCUGAUGAACGUUUUAGCGGGUUACAAAACGUCCCACUUGAGCGGAUCAGUGCUGAUAAACGGAAAGGACAGGAACCUGAGGAGAUUUCGCAAAAUGUCCUGCUACAUCAUGCAGGACGACCGACUGCUGCCGCACUUGACCGUCUACGAGGCGAUGACUGUCUCGGCGAAUCUCAAGCUGGGGAAGGACAUAAGCGCGACUGCCAAGAAAGUGGUGAUCGAGGAGAUAAUCGAAACUCUCGGCCUACGCGAGGCCAGCAACACGCAAACUCAGAAUCUCAGCGGAGGACAACGGAAGAGGCUGUCGAUCGCGCUGGAGCUCGUCAAUAACCCUCCGGUUAUGUUCUUCGACGAGCCGACUUCCGGUUUAGAUAGUUCCUCCUGCUUCCAAUGUCUCAGUUUGCUCAAGUCUCUAAGCAGAGGAGGAAGGACGAUCAUAUGCACGAUUCAUCAACCGAGCGCCCGUCUGUUCGAGAUGUUCGAUCAUCUUUACCUACUUGCCGAAGGCCAGUGUAUAUAUAAAGGCAACGUCGGUGGUCUGGUGCCCUUCUUGUCGUCAAUGGGUCUCGAAUGCCCGAGUUACCACAACCCAGCGGACUAUGUGAUGGAAGUCGCAUGCGGCGAGCACGGCGAAUGCGUUCACAAGCUCGUCAUGGCCGUGAACAAUGGCAAGUGCAAUAAUUAUCAGCAUCAUCAAGCGGCGAUCGCCACGGCGCAGACGGUCUCGAACGACAUCGCCAAGGAGUCGCCGCAGGAGCAGACGAAAUCGGAGGGCGCCGCUCUGAUACCGAACGGCGUGGCGAAGCCACCGCCCGGGGCGACGAUGAUCAACAUGCCGGUGUCUUGCACCACGUUACUGCUGGACAGCGCGGAGAGCAUAGAACAGAAGGUCGGCUUUCCGACGAACGGCUGGGUGCAGUUCUGGAUACUGCUGAAGAGGACCUUCCUGUCGCAGAUACGAGAUAUGACGCUGACGAGAGUGAGGCUGAUCUCGCAUAUAAUCGUCGGCCUGCUGAUCGGCGCCAUUUACUACGACAUCGGCAACGAGGCAUCGGAGGUCACCAGCAAUGCCGGAUGCGUCUUCUUCACAGUGAUGUUUCUCAUGUUCACCGCUAUGAUGCCUACUAUAUUGACGUUUCCGAUGGAAAUGUCCGUGUUUGUGAGGGAGCAUUUGAAUUAUUGGUAUUCAGUGAAAGCCUUUUAUUUCGCGAGAACGUUGGCGGACUUGCCGUUCCAAAUUGUAUAUUCCAUAGCAUACGUGAUGAUCGUGUACUUCAUUACGUCGCAACCGCUGGAAACGGAGCGUUUUCUUAUGUAUCUUAAUAUCUGCAUCCUGACGUCAUUAGUCGCGCAAUCUAUCGGUCUGCUGAUAGGAGCGGCAAUGAGCGUGGAGACGGGAGUAUUCAUCGGACCCGUGAUGUCGGUGCCGAUCGUCCUGUUCUCCGGCUUCUUCAUCAACUUCGACGCCGUUCCGCGAUACCUGAAGUUUCUCUCGUACGUGAGCUACGUGAGAUACGGUUUCGAGGGUGCCAUGAUCUCCGUUUACGGCUACAAUCGGGCGAAGCUAAAGUGUUCCGAGUCCUACUGCCACUACAAGAGUCCAACGAAGUUCCUCGAACAGAUGUCCAUGCAGAACGCGGUCUACUGGGUGGACGUCGUCGCCCUGGUCGGCUUUCUGCUCGUUCUACGGGUGGUUGUUUACUUCGUGCUGAGACUCAAGCUGCGAUCCCUUCGUUAA